This is a messenger RNA of Aspergillus chevalieri, 4080 nucleotides long. RefSeq names its product C2 domain protein. The record is from RefSeq and is a predicted model, not a curated record. NCBI's taxonomy places the organism in Eukaryota, Fungi, Ascomycota, Eurotiomycetes, Eurotiales, Aspergillaceae. The coding region runs from base 1 to 4080 and encodes 1359 amino acids. The transcript is spliced from 4 exons.
AUGUCGACAGCAUCUAAUCAAUCCCGAGGCAUUAAUCGACGCAUCAACAGCCUCCAGAAUGAAGCCCGACAUUCGCGCAGCCUCUCCGGGUCACGGAGGCGUCCCGUCAAUUCCUCCGCAGCUUAUAGCUAUGCUCUCCGUGUAGCUUACCUGGCACACCUCCUCCAGCCUCGAUCUCGUCGAGUACAAAAUGUACAAACGCCGCACAAGCCGAAACGAGCGUCGACGUCGUUCCAUGACCUGAUGAGCGACUUCUCACUGGUCAGGGAUUCCAAAAGUACGCGGUUUCCGCAUGGAUUCAUCGCAGAGCUUGAGAAGCGGUUGACGGGUGUUUUGAUCGGGAAGGAAAAACGAAAGGAAUACCAGGAUGCGUUGGUGGUUAGGACAUUUGCUGCGUUCUUGAACACGUUGAAGGAGCAGUCAUUCAAAAAGCGGAUGGAGAAAGAUCGACGCGCUGAAGACUUGGUCUUGAUCUUCUACUCGAAUGCAACCAAGGAACUUAGCAAAGGCAAGGACCCAGAUGAUGAUCACUGGAAGUUCAUGGUCGAUAGACAUGUUGCUCUUUUCGUCCGCUUGAUUUCGCUCAUCCUGAAAGAUAACGACUGGUCGAAGGAACGGCCCGAAUUGUCCAAUCGGUUGUCAGUCCUUGAGAACAAGUUACUUUCUCAAGACCAAGACUUAGUCCAGACAAAUGGGUCUGACCAGAAGACGACAGAGGUGGUGGCCCCGCUGAGCUACGACGUGAAGGACAUGCCUCUCGUGCAGCACGUCGCCAAGAUAUUUGGGAUGACCAACUCUCAGGUGCAAUCGGACAUCGACAAAAACAGAGCGGUUUGGACCGCGCAGGCAGCCCUGCAGGAUUUGAAGUCCUAUCAAGCUCACCUAAGUCUCAAAACCCGGAAGACCCUGGCGCAAGAAGACUUCGAGAGUGAUGAAGGGUAUGAACACUGGAAGAAGAGCGAGGGCCCUGAUCUGUCGCAAAUGAUGCUUGCCAUCGUUCAGUCCAAUCCGGAGCUCGCUAAGAAUACACCGGGUGUGCUUCCACGGUUCAACCCUGGUGCAGCGGAUUACAGUUCUGAUUCGAGUCCCGUGGAAUUGACUAGGUCGAACUCCGACAGGCCAACUUCAUACAUCAUUGACCAACCCGUGGACCUUAGUUCGUUAGCACUGAGUGACAACGGCGAUGCCUCGGAUGAGUCCGACACCUAUACGUACAUACCAUCAGACCCACGGGCUGCAUACAGAUUCAUCCUUACUCAGACACUGAAUCACGAUCUGAGGGACCGUGAGAUUGAAGCGAGUCAAGCUGACUCGGAAGCCCCGUCAUUCAAGCUGCUUUCGAAGCAGUCUACUGAGCUCUUGAAUGAAAUCUGUCUUCGCUGGCGAAUUCCCAGUUUCUCAAGGAUUGCUUUGUUCUUGGAUGUUGCCCGAGAGAAAUUCGUUGAUAAUGAGAUUGACUUGGAUACCCUCGACUCGGCAUUCACCUUUGUCAAGCAGUCGCCUGGGUCAGAGGGCAAGAAACGUAGCAGUUAUAUGUCUUCGGUUCUUUACGACAGAAAGAAAUGGACGAUCCACGAUCUUCUUUUGAUGCAACAGCUACUUUCCUCGCUCCACGAGGCUUUACUGCGGGAACUUUACGAUGUCAUGAUGGACUGUUUUGAAACGAAGCCUCGCCCGAUUGGUCCAGUUAUGUACGUGCUAGAGAGCCACGUCCAAAUGGACCCUAAUUAUACAGAGGAUGCCGAGGAUAUCGAUCGUUUUCGCACAUACGUUCAGGAAGGGCUCUCUCAGAAAGCGACGGAGAAGUAUCAGGAUAUUCUUGGUGAAACGGUGCCUGUGGAGCAGGAAAUCUGGCAACCAGACCAUGUUAUUCAGCUUGGCGAAACCAUAAUGAAACUUGGUCAGAAGAUUCGAAAGCGUUAUAGGAAUAAUCCGGAAAUUAUUGGGGUAAAUCCAUAUACUACUUUGCUGGCCAAUGUUCUCCCCAUCUUUGCAGAAGACGCUCAUGAGAUGGUGGUCAGAAUCAUGGAACACACAAAAGCAAAGGGAGAAGAAAUGGAUAUGCAAGACGGGUUUGACCUCUACAAGCAACUGGCAGCGAUACGUCGUGUUUUUGCCGAGACAUUGCCUGAUGUUCCUUUCCCGUUCCAUGUGGAAAGCCUACUUGAGGACUUUGUAUGGCAGUGGCUGCGCUUGACAGAAGCGAAGGUCUUGGACUGGGUUGAGCAGGCGAUCAGAAAAGACAACUUCGGCGUCCGGGGCGAUGGCUCAGAGGAAACAGUCCCCGAAGAGUACAGACAUAGCGUAUCUGCCAUCGACAUUUUCCGCUCGUUCAAUCAAGUGGUUGAGCAAUUGGUCCAGCUUGAAUGGGACGAUGACCUCGGAUAUGCCAAGUUCAUGACUGCUCUGUCUAAAUCGAUAAGCAAUGGAGUAGCGAAAUACUGUGAAUCGCUGGAGAAGAUGUUCUCCAGGGAGAUGGAUCGGCUGUCGCCCGAUCAGGAAGCAGCUAUGAACCAAACGGCCCAGGAAAAACUGAUGCAAUUCGCCAAAGAUACUUGGACAAAUAAGGAGAAAAUUGAGCCAUUCCAGUUCUUCCCUGAGUCCAUGGUCAAAUUGAAUAACAUUGAAUAUGGUCUCACCCAACUUGAUAAGCUUGAGCAUGAGAUUAACGUUGACGGUUGUGCUGAGGUAAUUGCACAGCAUGCUCCUCCCCAAUUGAGUAAGAUCCGCAAGUCGACGACCUACGUCUUCACAAUCAAGGUUGUGGAGGCCGAAGACCUUAAGGCAUGUGACAUGAAUGGACGGAGUGAUCCUUAUGUCGUUCUCGCCGAUGAGUAUCAAAGACGCAUCGCCAAAUCCCGUAUCGUUUACAACAACCUUAACCCUCGAUGGGAUGACGCAGUCGACAUCACAACCCAAGGACCCUUGAAUAUCAUCGCAACGAUCUGGGAUUGGGACGCAGUGGGUGACCACGACUAUGUGGGUCGUACAUCCAUCAAAUUGGACCCUGUGCACUUUAGUGAUUUCCUGCCAAGAGAGUACUGGCUGGAUCUGGAUACUCAAGGCAGGUUGCUACUUCGUGUCAGUAUGGAAGGGGAGCGGGACGACAUCCAAUUCUACUUUGGCAAGGCUUUCCGAAACCUCAAGCGGAGUGAAAGAGAUAUGACACGCAAGAUUACGGAGAAGCUGUCUGCAUAUAUUAGCCACUGUCUGUCACGGCGGACGUUGAAAUCUCUAUUGUCCCGCGGGCUUAGUAUCAGCACUGUUUCCAAUUUCCUGAACCGGAAUCGUGGACAAUCGAACUCGGCAAUUCCAACUGCGGCGGAUGUUGAAAACGCAUUAACUCCGCUGUUCGAUUAUUUCAAUGACAACUUUGCCAUUAUGAACAAGACGCUCACGUCUGAAGCAAUGAAGAUGGUUAUGGCCCGUCUAUGGAAAGAGGUACUGGCUACCAUUGAGAGUCUACUUGUGCCACCUUUGUCGGACAAACCAUCGCAUCAGAAGCCUCUUACGAUGCAAGAGGUAGAUAUCGUAUCACGCUGGCUCGUGCUCCUCCUGAACUUCUUCCACGCCAUCGACGAUGAGACCGGCGAGGCACACGGCGUCUCGAUCGACAUCCUGAAAUCACCUAAGUACCACGACAUCCAAUCCAUAAACUUCUUCUACUUCGAACCCACCGACAGCCUAAUCCGCACAUCGGAGCGAAUGGCCUCAGUCACAAUCUCCCGACAACAAGCCAACAAAAACCGCGUCUCCGCACCACCACACCUCAGCGCCGGAGGCACAGGAGGCUUUCUGGGUGUUCCAAGCGUCCGACGCGCCAAGAGCAUCAUGCUUUCCCGGAACCUGGGAACAAUGAAGAAGCUGAAAGAGGAGAAGUGGCGCGAAGCCCAGGCAGAGCCAAACGACGACAUGAUCCUGCGUAUUCUCCGUAUGCGGCCCGAAGCAGCUGGAUAUCUGCGCGACCGGAGCCGUCAAAAGGAGAGACUUGCCGCUGCCGCGGCUGCGGAUGCCAUCGUGAAGCAGAGUCUUAUGGCCGGUGCAGGUGGACGGAUGACGGGGACGCUUGGACGGCGGUAA